AUGGCAACCCGAAUGAAGCAGUGGCGGUCUUCGUCCGCGCGCCGCCUUUCGUCUGUGUUCGGUCUCAGCGCCAUGCUCGAGGAAGACGAGAACGACGGCGUGGACUCCUUCGAAGCCUUCACCUCCACCCUGCCCGUCCCCGCCCACCCCAAGCACAGCUCCGCGGCCGCCGCGACGACCACGACCACCAGGGCCACGUCGAAGCGAGGCAAGCGACGAUCGCCGCGUCAGAGCAAGAACGACCAGCCGGCCGCAUCUUCGUCCAGCUCGUCGCCCAAGGUGCCACCGCUGUCAUGGAAGCUGCCGCAAGCCCACGAGCCGCCGCUGUCGCCCCGCUCAGCCUCGUCACCCGCGUGCUUCGCCAAGCCGCCGGGCUAUCGGGGCCACCGCAAGUUCUCGCUGCCGCAGCUCGAGGUGACGUCGUCACCGCACGACGACGGCCUCACCUCGUCGGCGUCGAUGCCGGCCUCGCCUCGCCGGCUGCUCCAGUCCCUGUCGGCCUCCCUGCGCGCCCUGCGGGUCUAUGCCCGGACCACCUCGGGCGACGAGUUCGGCGAGGCCGACGAUGACCCAUCGUCACUGCGGCGCUGCGGGAGCCACAUCGAGUCGUCAUCGGCCGCUGCGGAGCGCAAGUUCCCGAACAGCCGACGCGGCGGAAGCGAGAGACGCGCACCCAAGAAGCUGUCUGCCACGUCGCCCUCCGUUUCGCCCUCCUCGCUGGCCUCGUUCAUCACCGCCAACUCCCCCUCUUCACCCAGCUCUUCCGUGGUCAGAUCGAGGUCAUCUUCCUCUUCGUCUUCUUCGUCUUCGACUUCGGCGGCCUUGUCGCCCAGAUCGUCGGCCGAUCGCACGCUGGGGCGGGUCCUGGAUCAGGUCAGCACCACGGAGGGCUACGAGCUUCUGACCGAGGCGCUCGGUAUCAAGAUCGUCUACCACCGCUUCAAGAAGCCCGUCUACAACAACAAGAAGACUGUGCGGCAGCCAACCGCCAAGGCCGCCGCCAGUGGUGGUGGUCUCAUCGAUGGCAGCAGUGAUGACAUCAGCGUCCUGGCGGUGAGCGCCGAGCACCUGCUGCGCAAGUACUUCGCGGUCGAGCAGGAGGAGAAGCGGCUGCAGCAGCUGCGAAAGGAGGAGGCCGAGGGCGACGACAUCUCCCUCAUCGCCCUCCCCGCCGUCGAGCUCACCUUCGACGGCCUUCUCGACCGCGUAGCCGCCCUCCACCCGCCCCUCCUCGACGCCAGCCAAGAAUCGGCCCGGGAGGUGGACCAGGAUAUCGACCAGGUUGUCGACAAGAGCAGAGACUACCGGGACUUGGAGGUGUUCUACGACGACGCCGAGGGCUCGAGGGUCGCGGUGCUCGACACGGCCUCGCUCCUAUACGUGGUGCGCGAUUGGCGGCACCGACAGCAGCAGACGCGACGCGAGGCGCAGGAGGAGGCGCGGAGGGAGCGGCGCGAGAGGUGGCGAAGGAAGAUGGAGCAGAUUGAGCAGAAUGAGCGCGGCAGGAAGAAGGAGAUGCUGACCAAGAUCGGGAACAUGAAGUUCAUGCUCAAGUCGCGCAACCCUCCGGCGUCGGCGAAGAACGAAAGCGAUUGCGGAAAGAGCGAAAGCGAAGGCGACGCCAGCCCGGAGGAGAGGGAGAAGAACGAAAGCGAAAGCAGGAGGCGCGAGAAGAUGCGAGGCGUCAGUCUCAAGCUCCACAUCUAUGAGCAGAGGCCCAGGCAAAAGUGA
Molecule: messenger RNA, 1731 nt
Organism: Acanthamoeba castellanii str. Neff
Lineage: Eukaryota; Discosea; Longamoebia; Acanthamoebidae
Exons: 1
Coding region: 1-1731 (576 amino acids)
Source: RefSeq, a predicted model, not a curated record